UGGCCACUAAAGAUCCCCGCUCGGCAUUCAUAUCCGAUCCCGACUCUUCCGUCUUGGUAAACCCCUUAGUCUCUCCUCCAUCUACAGUUCGUAAAUAUAUUCACCGUCUCCAGCACAUCACCGCACCCAUUCCACCCCCUUCAAACCCCACAAAAAUGCACUUCAUCGGUUCAUUGCUCCUUCUCCUAGCUGUCACUGCGGCUCUUGUCAACGCCAUCCCCCAACCUUCGUCCCCUCCAAGCUUCAAAGAACGAGCUUACAAGCGAGCACUGGAACGCGGGAUCGAUCCCCACGGCCCUCGCCCAAACGACUUCGAACACGAUAAUGGCCAGUCUGUUACUUUCAAGGAGAAUAGUGAUUUUGCGGUGUGGGCUGCUGCCCAGAGUGCGGUUGCUCCUGAACUGAAGAAGAGAGCGGGCACGAGGAUCGAUGUUGUGUAUGUCCUCGCCUCCGGAGUCAAAAGCUAUGGCUAAUGACGCAGAACGUGGACAAAACCAGGAUGCACUGGUAAUGGCGUGCAUUAUUAUAACGUGAACUAUGGGCAGGAGUAUUUUGAAAAUUUGGAGAUAAAUUCGAUGUCGCAGAAUAACCAUGCGGUGCCAAUACAUACGCAGACGAUAUUCUUGAAGUUUUGGAAUGUGGGAACGACGAGUUGUAGGGAUUAUGCGCCAAAUGCGAGGUAUUCAGUGAGUAAUCAGGAUGCAUGUGUGGAUACGGUCCCGUUUACAUGUUUUGAUAUUAUGGAUGGGAUUUGAGGGGGAAGAGGGGAUGGUGAAAUUGUUUGGGAG
This is a messenger RNA of Wilcoxina mikolae CBS 423.85, 788 nucleotides long. NCBI's taxonomy places the organism in Eukaryota, Fungi, Ascomycota, Pezizomycetes, Pezizales, Pyronemataceae. The record is from the annotation of a GenBank genome assembly.